This is a messenger RNA of Exserohilum turcica Et28A, 1740 nucleotides long. RefSeq lists its product as uncharacterized. Bases 209 to 1606 code for a protein of 465 amino acids. Gene Ontology annotation, molecular function: molybdate ion transmembrane transporter activity. The transcript has a single exon. Lineage: Eukaryota; Fungi; Ascomycota; Dothideomycetes; Pleosporales; Pleosporaceae. The record is from RefSeq and is a predicted model, not a curated record. Gene Ontology annotation, biological process: molybdate ion transport.
UACUCUUCUUCUUCUUCUUCCUCGUCUCGUCUCGUCUUGUUCCAUCCAUCCAUCCCGACUUCACCUGUCGCCCGUUUUUGUUAUCAUGGUAUUCUAGCACCCUUUCCUUUUUCCUCUUCCCCCGUCACCAGUUUCGACUGCAUCUGCAUCUGUCUGCAUUUUCCCCGGCGGCGUCUUUUGCUUUGCUUUGCUUUGCUUGCGACGCAUCAUGUCUUAUCUGCAAAACUCGCUGCGACGCUUCCGCCGCACCCAGCUGCACAAUGUCGAGACCUUCAAGGGACAGCCGCUCGAUGAGCUGUCGGGCUCGCUGGGAGACCUGGGAACUUUGCUACCGCUCAUGACGGCCCUCGUCAUUACAAACUCGAUAUCACUACCCUCCACCCUGCUCGUCACCGGAGCUGCAAACAUCCUCACCGGCAUGGCCUUUGGCCUGCCGCUGCCGGUCCAGCCCAUGAAAGCCAUUGCCGCAGUGGCCAUUGCACGCAAAUUUUCCCAAAACGAGACGGCUGCUGCUGGCCUGGUGGUAGCGGGCUUCGUCGGCGUGCUGAGCAUCACCGGUCUGCUCAACUGGGCGAACCGCGUCACGCCUGUUCCCGUCGUCAAGGGCAUCCAAGUCGGAGCCGGACUCUCACUGUGCGUGAGCGCGGGAUCAAACAUGCUGCUGCCGCUGACCUGGACGGGCCCGUGGUGGGGGGACAAUCUGCUCUUGGCCCUUGCGGCCGUCGUCUUGCUCGUGUGCACCUUCGCCUACCCACGCCUGCCCUACGCCAUCAUCAUCUUCGCCGCCGGCAUCCUCCUGUCGCUUGCCUCGCCCGGAAACGAGAAUGCUCAUGCGCCCGACGCGGCCGUAUCGCUUCUCCGCCCGUCAGGACACGACUUUUGGAAAGCUACGACGACGGCGUCGCUGGGCCAGCUGCCCCUGACGCUGCUCAACUCUGUCAUCGCCGCGUCUGCGCUAGCAGCUGAUCUGCUUCCCUCACCGCCAUACCCUGCCGCCCCCACCGUCACCGAAUUGGGCGUCUCCGUUGCGGCAAUCAACCUCGUCGGCUGCUGGUUUGGCGCUAUGCCUGCAUGCCACGGGUCCGGCGGGCUCGCAGGCCAAUACCGCUUUGGUGCUCGUAGCGGCGCCAGCAUCAUCGUCCUGGGCAUCGUCAAGUUCACACUGGGCCUGGUGGCCUUUUGGAAAUCCCCCGGUAUUAUCGCUGUGCUGGAUAACAUUCCGAAAUCGCUGCUGGGCGUGCUAGUACUUGCUGCGGGCAUAGAGUUGGCAAAGGUGGGUGAGAGUGUCAAUACGAAUGCCCGCGAUCUGCGCGUACUCGACAGAGACCACGCGUGGGACGGAAAGCGGGUCAAGGAUCUGGAUGAGCGCGAGAGAAAGGAGAGGUGGAUGGUUAUGCUGGUUACGGUUGCCGCCCUGCUUACCUUCAAGAAUGACGCCGUGGGCUUUAUUGCGGGACUGGCGUGGCACUGGGGCUUUGAAAUUGCAACGAGGAUCGAGGGUUGGCGACAUGGCGAGGUGGAUGGCCCGGUCUGGAGAACCGUGGGACAUGGUCGUGACGAGAGAACUUCGCUCCUGGCUCACACCGAGUCUGAUACUGUUGCGUAAAUGGAGAGUACUGCGUCAUACAAGGCCAGGAUGCCGUUGGGCGCUCUACCUACUUCAGAGACAACGCGGUUUCUGAUUCGACAUAUUGCAUAAUUUAUCUCUAGAUACUCACGAAGAAUGACAGAUACAACUGG